GCACCACAGCCUGUAUCCUCUCCCAGAGAGGCAGAGCAAAGCAGGGCCAGCCAUCGCCAAAGUCUUGGGCCCCCUCUGGAGCUCUCAUGUUUAACAACGAUCAGGUCUGGCUGGAGGAGCUGAUAGGUCGCUCAUAUAGCCAGCCCUCCCCUAGCCAGCCAUCCGUACCAAGGGCCCCUAACAGCAGCCCAGGAGGCAGCAGUCCCAGCAGCAAUGGCACUGGCAGCUUGUACAGCUUGAGCUCAGGGGUGACCUGCCUCCUGCACAGCUUUAUCAAGAAGCAAAGCCAGGAAGCAUUUCAAACUCGACAGAGAGAGGACAGAAGGUGGGGGAAGCUUGCAGAAUGUCCUUACAGUGGGCCUCAUGGCAGAGCUCAUCCACAGGCGGAGCAGGAUGGAGGCAGCGACCACAACAAACUCCACGCCUGGCCAGAGAGGGGUGGCCCGUGUCAGGGGAGGGGCUCUGCACAGACCCACACCAGCGCUGAAAGUGUACAACUACAGUGUCUGCUGGAGCAAAAGAUCGAAGCCAAAGUGAAGUUUUCCCAGUUCCUGAAUGAGGUGACGUCCAACGUGCUUGACCCAAACAGCCUGCAGGUAUUUGGGAAACCAGUCUCUCCCUCCAGCUUCAGCACCACAACUCCACCUCAGCCUGAAGACGAUAUUCAAGUGGCGACACAGUGGAGCCCCAGGCUGCCCUGCUCAAUGGCCCAACAGCGCGGCUCUUUACUCGAGCAGAAGAAGACCCAAGAAGAGCAGACUCCCCUUGACCCGGCACAGAAAACCUAUCUAGAGACGGAAACUACUGCGAGGAGGGGUGAUGAGCGACAGGACCUGGAGAUAAAAGUCCCGAAACCGCCACAGCUGGAGAUAGACGUGAUUCCACCUCCUCCACAGUUCUGCCAAGGGUUUGAAAUGAGGAGUCCCUUUCCGGAGUUUCAUUGUGACUUCCCCAGAUACCCCUACAAAUCUGCCUCUCCGCCCAGGGGCAUCAACAUGGUGCCUGACGAAGACAUGAACAACAUAGACACUAUCAGCUCAUUGCUGGAGCAAAAGGAGGAUUUACGGAAGAGGCUUUCCUACACGACACACAAGCUGGAGCUGCUACAGAGUGAGUUUGACUCCACGCGGCAGUACCUGGAGACGGAGCUGCGGCGAGCACAGGAGGAGCUGGACAAGUUUACUGAUAAACUGCGCAGAAUACAAAGCAGCUACUCAGCACUGCAGAGGAUCAACCAAGAUCUGGAAGAAAAGAUCCACAGAAAUUCUCAGCACCACGACGAUGAGAAGCGAGCCCUGAGCAGAGAGAUCAUCGUUCUCAACAACCACCUGAUGGAGGCAAAACUCACCAUCGAUAAGCUACGAGAAGACAAUGACGUGUACAGGAAGGACUGUAACCUGGCUGCUCAGCUUCUCCAGUGCAACAAAUCUCUUUACAGGGCGCAGCUCUCCGAGCUGCCUGCUGAUUUUCAGGAGCGACUGACCAUGCACAUGGAGGAGGGUCCUCUCUGUCACACCUACUCCGACUCUGUCCCGGCCUCUCUCAUUGGCAAAGUGCUCGAAAAGCCAGACGAGGCCUGCAGCAGCAGCCAGGCCUCCCGCUCCCCCAGCCCCCAAACUCAGGACCAUGCUUUUAUCUUGGAGAGCUUGGGACUGGGAGAGCGGCUGGGGCUGCGUGCAGCCUACAAAUCCGACCUGUACAGUAGCGACACGGCCCUGUACUGCCCCGAAGACCGCCACCGCGAGCGGAGGCCUAGCAUGGACCUCCACGGUCAGAGGAAGCUGCUAUACGGGCCCCAAAACUCCACCGACAGCAACCCAGAGGAGGGCUCGGUGGGGUUGAGGGCUGGCUUCUCCCAGGAGCACUUUGCUAAGUUCCCUGCUGCACUGGCUGCUGGCUCCAGCUCCUACUCCAGCUUCAGCGGAGGGGGCUCUGAAGACAAAGGCAACGGCCCGCCCAGCAGUGCAGCAUCCUCCCCGCACCACCAUUCCCUCUACAUGGAAUGGAGAGAUGCAGGGGACUAUGAGAGAAAGAGUGACUCAUCCUGGGAGAGAGACAGUCCACGAGGCUUUGCCAACGCUCAUCCCUUCCAGCAGACGGAGCUGAGCCACCACCAGAACGGCAGCUCGCCUGUCUACAGCCGCACCAUGUCCUCCUGUUUCAGCGAGCCCUAUGAGCCGCUCCCUCCCUCUUCAUCCCCAAGUGUUGCCUACGGAGACAGUCGUCGAGGCAGCACAUUAGCUCCCGAGGAAGAGGAGCUGAUUGGCCGAUGGAGACAACUUAGUGUGGAGGACUUAAGUGCCCACACCUACCGCAGCCCAGGCCGGGCUUCACCUUACAGCUUCUCAGAGCAGCACUUCUCUGUCCGGCCUUCCAAGAUCCGACUUGGCCCGCUCUACAGCAGCUUCCAGGAGGGCGCUGAUUAUUACGAUCACGGAGCAGGUGUCAUGGACCCUGCCAUGGACCCAGUUUGGGUAGGCACCAGCCCCAGCCCCGAAUGCAGCCCAGGGCUGCGGCAGGCGCAUAGCCAAGCCCACCUUUACCGGGCCGAGGACAGCCCGGGGUCGGAGCACAGCCUCUACCACUCAGGGAGCUCCAAAGAAAGGGAGGGUAACAUGGCAGCUGGCGGCCAGAGCACAGAUUAUGUAGACCCCAGUCCUAACAGCUCCACCGAGUCUCUGAACCAGAGGUCCUUGGAGAUGGCUGCAGAACUGCAGCACUACAAAGUGGAAAUGCACAACCUGCCUGCACAGCAGGCGAGCCAGUCACCACCACCCGUCCCACCCCCUCCUCCUCCGUACAACCAAAAAUUUGGCUCCCUGGGACUUUCCAGAAAAGACAGUCUGACCAAGGCCCAACUUUAUGGAACACUUCUGAACUGAAGGGCUUUUCCAUCAGGUUUAUUCUUUGAUAGGACACUAGAGGCAAGGCCCUGGUAUGUCCAGCUACACCCUUCUGUUGGGACGAUCAUUUUAAUAGAAAAUGGUUUAAAUAGCAGCAAGGGGCCAAAUAAUUCAGUAUCAUGAACAUGGAACUAUUGCUGAUUAUUUAAAAGCUUUGAUCGUAUGGCAGUGGAUGGCAACAGUUUACACUACAAUUGCCCUGAACAAGUAAGUCACAUUGUAAGAGUUGGAUGUGGGGCAGUGGGAGGAGAGGAGCUCAAGCGGCCCAUAACAUUUCUAAGAAUGUGUAUGUAUUUAAAUUACAUAUGUAUAAUUAUAUACUUGUAACUAAAGUUUGAGUCAUAUAUUUUGAAUCUAGUUGUCAGCAAGAAAUACAUCCAAAACAAUCUGAAAAAUGCAAAAUGCAAAUCUUCUAAAAACUUGUAUAUAAAUUAAAAACCAAUCCUAUAUUCGAAAACUCAGAGAGGUAUUUUAAUUGAGAAUUGACGCCUGUAUAAACUGCACAUAAAUUCAGUCAUUAUUUUUAAUGGACUGAAACGGUGUUGGCCUUGUGAGGAUUUAAAUGUGAAUGUUGAACAUUGGAAGACAACAAAAUCAAUUUAUCACUUAAAUGAGAAAUGUUUUUCUUCCGUUGAUUGAAUUUGACAGUAUCGGUGGGUAUGUUAUAAUUGUUAUUGAUGGAACGUUUUGAGAUCUGUCUUAGCAGUCAGUAUUUAUUCUAUUUUUGCUCUUCUAUAUCCCAUGGAGAGGUUUUCCUUCCCCCCAUUCUACCUCAGUUUUGGAUGCCCACACCCCAUCAAGCCACUGUAAUCCUGUUUUUUUGACGACAAUGCAUGUUUAUAUAUUUUGGUUGUUUUGUUCAGCUAAUAAAGCACAAGUUAUACAUA
Messenger RNA from Perca fluviatilis (European perch), 3790 nucleotides. RefSeq lists its product as uncharacterized. The transcript is spliced from 7 exons. The coding region runs from base 87 to 2882 and encodes 931 amino acids. The record is from RefSeq and is a predicted model, not a curated record. Gene Ontology annotation, cellular component: synapse. Lineage: Eukaryota; Metazoa; Chordata; Actinopteri; Perciformes; Percidae.